Microcebus murinus (gray mouse lemur) is the source of this 2956-nucleotide messenger RNA. The record is from RefSeq and is a predicted model, not a curated record. Lineage: Eukaryota; Metazoa; Chordata; Mammalia; Primates; Cheirogaleidae.
CCUCGGGCCCGCAAACCCAUAAAUACCAGGACGGCGCUGGUGGCGGGAGACGCGGGUACGGGCAGCCGCCGGCGCCCCCGAGGUGCCUGGAUAACCACCGCUUUGAAGACCUCCCUGCCAUCUUGCCUGGCACCUGCCAUCGCCCACCUGGUGGCACCGCCUGAUCUUCCUCCGUCCUCCCGGCCCUUCCUGCUGUACCUGAGGAAUCUGGUCUGCUCAGGUCCCUUCUCUCCCCAUCUCUGCCCACACCGUCCCCCUACCAUGCGCUCCCUCCCAUGCUGCUUCCAAUCCUGCUGCUGCCUGCUUCUGCUGUUCUUUUCUGGAGCCCAGGGCGCCCCAGGGGCUCCCAGCGCUGCCCCAGAGCAAGUCCAUCUGUCCUACCCAGGGGAGCCGGGCUCCAUGACGGUGACCUGGACCACGUGGGUGCCGGCGCGCUCCGAGGUGCAGUUUGGGAUGCAGCUGUCGGGGCCCCUGCCCCUGCGGGCCCAGGGCACCUUCAGCACCUUCGUGGACGGCGGCGUCCUCCGCAGGAAGCUCUACAUGCACCGGGUCACGCUGCGGGGGCUGCUGCCCGGGGCCGAGUAUGUUUACCGCUGUGGCAGUGCCCGGGGCUGGAGCCGUCGGUUCCGCUUCAGGGCCCUGAAGAAUGGGGCGCACUGGAGCCCCCGCCUGGCUGUGUUUGGGGACCUGGGGGCUGACAACCCGAAGGCCCUGCCCCGGCUGCACAGGGACACGCAGCAGGGCAUGUACGAUGCCAUUCUCCAUGUGGGAGACUUUGCCUACAACAUGGAUCAGAACAACGCCCGUGUCGGGGACAGGUUCAUGCGGCUCAUCGAGCCGGUGGCGGCCAGCCUGCCGUACAUGACGUGCCCCGGGAACCACGAGGAGCGCUACAACUUCUCUAACUACAAGGCUCGCUUCAGCAUGCCGGGGGACAACGAAGGCCUGUGGUACAGCUGGGAUCUGGGGCCGGCCCACAUCAUCUCCUUCUCCACGGAGGUGUAUUUCUUUCUCCAUUACGGCCGCCACCUGGUAGAGAGGCAGUUCCGCUGGCUGGAGAGUGACCUCCAGAAAGCCAACAGGAACCGGGUGGCCCGGCCCUGGAUCAUCACCAUGGGCCACCGGCCCAUGUACUGCUCCAACGCGGAUUUGGAUGACUGCAGGCGGCACGAGAGCAAGGUCCGCAAAGGCCUCCGAGGCAAGCUCUACGGGUUGGAGGAUCUCUUCUACAAAUACGGAGUGGACCUGCAGCUGUGGGCGCACGAGCACUCGUACGAACGCCUGUGGCCCAUUUACAACUACCAGGUAUUUAACGGCAGCCUAGAGUCGCCCUACACCCACCCCCGAGGCCCCGUCCACAUCAUCACCGGAUCCGCGGGCUGUGAGGAGCGGCUCACCCCCUUCACCGUCUUCCCGGGGCCCUGGAGCGCGGUGCGCGUGAAGGAGUAUGGGUACACGCGGCUGCACAUCCUGAACGGGACCCACGUCCACAUCCAGCAGGUGUCCGACGACCAGGACGGGAAGAUCGUGGAUGACGUCUGGGUGGUGAGACCCCUGCGCGGCCGGAGGAUGUACCUCUAGGGCUGGGGGGCAGCUGUCAUCAGGAACCCGGUGACCGGUCACUGCCCAGGCCGGGAUGGGGAGCCGAGGCGGGCCCCCCGACUCCCCUGCCCUGCGGAGGCCCCACGUGGGGUGUGGCUGCGGCUCUGGUGGAGCCGGGAUGCUCUCCCUCCUGGAGAGGUGGGAGUCCCUGCCGGCCGGCUGUGGCGGGAGGGCACAGAGUGACGCGGGGCGGGUCCCCGGCCGCACAGCCCCGCCCUCCCGCACAGCCCCGCCCGGCCGCCCGCACUGCCAGCCUCGGGUCAGCCGGGCGGACACAAGCGGCAUGACGCCACUCGCCAGCAGGGGGCGCCAGGGCUUCUUCCUUCUGAUCCUGGUCCUCAGAGUCAGCCUGAAGCCUGGCUCCCUGUCCUCCAAAGAGUGCUGCCCGGUGUCCCUCUGUGCCUCAGUUUCCCAGCCUGGCACUGUCUCACCCGGGAAGACGGGAAGUGUUAACGCUCCUGCCUCUGAGCUGGGACAGCGGACGAGCUGUAUGAGCUCACAGACGUGCCAGCUUCUUUCUCUCUUUCCUUCUUCCUUUUAUUUAUUUAAUCAUUAUUUAUUGAGUGUCUGCCACGUGCCAGGCCGUGUUCCCAGUACCGGGGAGACAGCCACGGACAAGACAGGGACCCCUGUCCUCAUGGAGCUGACGCUGGGACCGGGGAGUCAGACUUUAGUAAACAUGACAGAUAAGUGGGUUAGACACACAUCUGCUCAGGGCGACCUAAGGAGGGUGACGUUGGAUCUAGGGGGGUGAGGAAGGAGCGGUGGGCAGACGUCAGCAGAGACAGCCCGUGCACAGGCCCAGAGACAGAAGUGCGUCUGCCCCGUUGGAGUCUCCCCGAGGAGGCCAGGGUGGCUGGAGCAGAGAGAGGGAGAGGAGAUUGAGGCCGAGGACAGGGAGGUGACAGGGAUGGAUCGUGUGGGGCCUUGUGGGCCACAGUGAGGAUUUUGGACGGAGCCAGGGCGGGCUCUGUGCAGGUGCAGGGUGUGAUCGCAGCCGAGGAGUCUGAAGCGGAGGCCGGGGGCUGCCCCUGGGGAAGCCUGCAGGUCCCGGCCCUGCGGAUGAGCUGGCGUCUGGUCGCUGUGCCACACACCGGCGUCCCCGGGCUCCCGGAGCACAACGAGCUGCUCUGGCCCGCUGUGGGGCUGCACAUGGGCCAUCUGGGCUCCCCAGUGCUGUCUCCCUGCUCCCCGGGGCUGGCACCUGCUCAACCUCUGGUCUCAGCCCCAGUGUCCCCUCCUAAGCAGCCUUCCUUGAUGACCCGGCUAAAAUAGCCUCAAUUGCUCCCUGUCCCAUCCCUGUUUCCCUCCUUCCUUUUUCAGGAGUGAGGUUCGAUUUCCUUUUUUUUUUUUU